Molecule: messenger RNA, 375 nt
Organism: Racocetra persica
Lineage: Eukaryota; Fungi; Glomeromycota; Glomeromycetes; Diversisporales; Gigasporaceae
Source: the annotation of a GenBank genome assembly
UAAAAAACAUAUUCAAGGAUUCUGUAUGCUAUGGACACAAUUGAGAUUAGGAAAUUAUAAAUACGGGAAAAAAGCUUCAACUAUUAAAGGUAUUUUUCAAGAUGAAGAAAUGCACGUUGAUUAUCAUAAUGGAAUAUUUGAAGACGUGAUUAGAUAUUGUAAGAAAGAUAGAAAUCGUUGUUCAAAACAUCAUCCAUAUUGUAGAUGUGAUUUUUUUGAUUUAACAAAAAUAUGUGACAAGUGUGAUAGAAGUUGUUUGGAAUUUCGAAUAUUCGCACGCGUUGAUAAUAAUUCUGAUCCAUUUGAAUUUGGAAAAUUACCAACAAAUAAUAACGCUGAAGGAUUCAACCAAUAUAUAGAAGAACAAAAAAAUAC